Messenger RNA from Talaromyces stipitatus ATCC 10500, 1066 nucleotides. RefSeq names its product orotate phosphoribosyltransferase. The record is from RefSeq and is a predicted model, not a curated record. The transcript has 2 exons. NCBI's taxonomy places the organism in Eukaryota, Fungi, Ascomycota, Eurotiomycetes, Eurotiales, Trichocomaceae. Bases 145 to 876 code for a protein of 243 amino acids. Gene Ontology annotation, molecular function: orotate phosphoribosyltransferase activity. Gene Ontology annotation, cellular component: cytoplasm. Gene Ontology annotation, biological process: pyrimidine ribonucleoside biosynthetic process; 'de novo' pyrimidine nucleobase biosynthetic process; pyrimidine nucleotide biosynthetic process.
GGAGCUCAUUCUGUUUGUGAUACUCGCAGCAGACUAGUCAGCACAUAGGACGACAGCCUGACUAUAUCUGUGCCUGUACCUAUUAUUGCUCAGCUUUCGAUCUUUACCGCCGCAACCGAUUCGCUGUCAUAAAACCCCUUCAGCAUGACUACCCCUCAAUCCGCCGAUCAGGACUACAAGGCCAAUCUUCUUUCUUUGCUCAUAGCCAACAAUGCGCUCGCAUUUGGGACGUUCACAUUGAAAUCCGGUCGCCAGUCACCGUACUUUUUGACUUCGAGUCGUCUUUAUACUGCACCUCUGCUACGCCAGGUUUCAGCCGCGUUCGCAAAUGUCACCUCUUCCCCACCUUUUGUGAACAUAGCUGCUGACGGCAGCAUCACUCCAAAGUUUGACAUUGUUUUUGGGCCCGCUUAUAAGGGUAUUCCAGAAUGCGUCGGUGUCGUUAACGAACUCGCUACCCGGGACGCGCUCGCUGGCACAAAGACUUGGGACAACAUCAGCUACUCGUUCAAUCGCAAAGAAGCCAAAGACCACGGUGAGGGAGGUAAUAUUGUCGGUGCGCCACUCAAGGGCAAGCGUGUCUUAAUCGUUGACGACGUCAUUACUGCUGGUACCGCGCUCCGAGAAGCUGUUGGAAUUAUUCAGAAAGAAGGCGGAAUUGUCGCCGGUGUUGUAUUGCUGUUUGACCGUCAGGAAAGAGUCAGUGAUACAGAACAAAAGAGUGCGAUUGGGGCUGCCGAGAGAGAUCUUGGAGGAGAUAUCCCGAUUCGCGCUGUGCUGGUUCUCCAGGACUUGAUUGAUAAACUUGGAGACAAAAUUGGUGAGGAGGAGGUGCGCAGGUUGGAAGAAUAUCGCAAUAAGUACAAGGCCCAAUAGAAGCCUACCGUAGUAAGAGAAUUUGGUGCCUGCGACUUCUGGGUGAAAUAGAUUUGGCAUAUUCAUAUACCGGUUUGAAGCGUAUCUAUGUAAGCGCAGACGAUAGCUUUAUUCCUGGUUAAUAUUUCUUGUAAAUAGCUUGUACAAUAAAAACAUAAAGUUUCUCAAUUCUAGAUUCGGAACUUGCCCA